Fasciola hepatica (liver fluke) is the source of this 492-nucleotide messenger RNA. The record is from the annotation of a GenBank genome assembly. NCBI's taxonomy places the organism in Eukaryota, Metazoa, Platyhelminthes, Trematoda, Plagiorchiida, Fasciolidae.
AUGGGAACUCCAUUGAGUCCCAUUCUGGCACAUAUAUUUAUGGCUCAUCUUGAGGAAAAGGCGAGCAAAAUCCUCCAACGUUCACAACUUUACGAACGAUACGUUGAUCAUGUUCUAGUCAUCACAAUAAGUCUAGAAGAGACAACAUGGAUUAUGGAUGAACUCGAUCGCCUGCAUCCGAAUAUACGAUUUACGAUGGAAGCAGAACGCGAACAUACACUGCACUUCCUCGACAUUAAAAUGACUAGGAAGAAUGAUGGAACAAUCGCUAGAUCUUUUUACCGAAAAGAAACUUGGACAGGACAAUGCUUGCAAUUUGACAGCUUAGUGUCUGUAGAAUAUGAACGUGGUCUGGUCCGAACACUAUUUCAAACAGCACGACAUAUCUGCACAGAAGACAUGAUUGACAACGAACUACGACAGCUGAAAGAAUCUUUGACUGGAAACGCUUAUCCCGAUGCGUUUUUCAAAGGCACAGCAAGCCUAAAGUGA